Molecule: messenger RNA, 1260 nt
Organism: Fonsecaea nubica
Lineage: Eukaryota; Fungi; Ascomycota; Eurotiomycetes; Chaetothyriales; Herpotrichiellaceae
Exons: 1
Coding region: 1-1260 (419 amino acids)
Source: RefSeq, a predicted model, not a curated record
AUGAGCAUCUCACCUUGCCUCAACCACGGUGUAAGCAACUCUCGCUCCCUCAGCAAAGUCUUCUCCCGCUCGCUUUCGAUCUCAUCCUCCCACUUCACCGGUUCCUUUAUUUCCUCUGUGCGGCCACCGCGGGGUCGUUUGACGCCCAAAUCCUGGCUCGAAGAGCUCUAUCCUGGUUUCUUCACCGAGACACCUACCUAUCCCGACGUCCUUCGUCUCAAGCCGCUUGUCCCCGAUGCCCCCUCCGCUCGCAGUCUCUCCUCCCUACGGCCUCCGCCUUUACCGUUCGUCCCUGCUCCCCAAUUAAACAAGAAUGGUCGCAUCACUCUGCUCCAGAGGCUCAGAUAUCGCCGGGCGAAGGCAGUUGCACUGAACAAAUUCUACAAACAAGGCAUCGCGCAGAUCUGGGAUAAUCAUAAGGAAUAUGCCAAUCUCUGCAAACGCCUUCCUCCUGAAUGUCCCCCGGAUGUGGUUGCUCUCUACGGCGGGUCCAACCUCAAACUUGACAACAAUCACAUCCAAGUUCCCCAAAUCUCCCGUCGUGAGUUCCAGCUCCUGCUUCACCACGGAUCGGACUAUGCCCGUCUGCCAGGCUUUACCUUAGCUCUCUGGUUGUUUCGUUCCUGGGCCUCCUUCAUCGCUCCAAGGAUCCCUUCCACGUGUGAGCGCCCAGAGGACCGGAUCAGGCAAUUGAAAGCUUUGUGCAAACGCUAUGACUUCUUUGUCCGUAAUCGAAACGAUAAAUUGGACGAUGUGACGGACGAUUCCAAAAUGAGCGUCACUGAGCAGCUCAAAGAGCUGGACACGAUUUCGAGAAGGCGACUCCUGAGGUGGCACUAUGUUGUGGUCGAUGAUCCCUUAUGCAAGCUCAUCCCAUGGGUCCCCUUUGCUUGGACAGAAUCCGCGGCUCGUUUCUUUGGCCGGCGAUUUGGGGACCAUUAUCGCUCGGUCACCGCCGACACGGUACUUAUCAUGCGCGAAGGCGGGUUCAAUACGCUUUCCGCAGAUGAUAUCUACGAUUACUGUGUCAGAUGCGCUUCCCCGACUUUCAUCUCCUACGCGAAACAAGCUUUGCAGGAGGGCCUCAACCCUGCCAAUGAAGCCAUGAGAAAGGCCAUGGUACCCGUCCUUGAGGCACGCGCAAAAAGAAUGUUGGCCAUUGACUGGACGAGACUGCGUCCGGAGGUGCUUAGUCUGAUUGAGCCCCUUAGUCGGUUACAAGACCGCGGGCACCCUGAUUCGAUUCUAGGGAGAAGGUGA